Molecule: messenger RNA, 2070 nt
Organism: Durusdinium trenchii
Lineage: Eukaryota; Dinophyceae; Suessiales; Symbiodiniaceae
Source: the annotation of a GenBank genome assembly
AUGAACUUGCCAAUUUCUUGGACAGAUUCGGAGCUUGAAGAACUGGAAGGAAGUGAAGUGCACACUCACGUUAUGCGUUUGAAGGAAGAACUCCCUGAAGAGUUUCAGGAACUUCAAACAAAACUCCGAGAGGAGCUUUGCAUCAAUUUACUGUUGGAGUUUGAACAAUUCCUGUGGGCAUGGAGCAUCUAUUCCUCCCGAGUCAUGUCUCUCACAACGGAAAGUGGGGGAAGCAUUUUUGCAAUUGUACCAGGGCUGGAUAUGUUUAAUCAUUCUCCAGGCAUGCCUACAGGCCUGUUCGAGCUAGCGAAGGACCAUGUCAUUGUGAAAGCAGGGGAAGAUCUCAUGGCAGGAGAGCAAGCCUAUAUCAACUAUGCUGAUAUGUACAACAGUCAAAUGAUCCUCUCUUUUGGUUUUCUCCUUGAUGAGCGCACUGUACAAAGUAGUGAGAUCACCUUGUCCUUGCAAGUCUCGAAAGCUCAGCUGGAAGUUCACCGGCGAAUUCUCGAUGCAACUGCAGCUUCAAGACACAAUCCUUUGGUACAAAUUCUGCAUGUACCUGAAGCUUCAGAUACUGAGCUGAUUGUAAAGCAUGCUUUCACCUUGCAAGAUCCCUUGCCUUUAGCAUUCUUAAGCAUGGUGCGAAUUCAGCAUUUGCAGCUUGGAGAGCAAGCACAUCCCGCAUCUUCUGCAGCUGCAGUUGAGCUGGCACUCCGUGGGCUUCCCAGCAAGGAUGAGCUCCAUGCUCUUUUCCUGAUCUCUGCCCUUCUGGAAUCCAAGCUUCAGCAACUGCAAGCAUCAGCACAACAGGGGGAAACUUCACAUUCACUUGCUAGGAAGCAAAAUAGGUCUGAGCAGCAGGUGCUGCAAGCAAGUCUGGAGGAGGCUCGCCGCUUACAGCUUGCCACGAUACGGACAGGGCUUAAGUCAUUCAGCUCCAAGAAAGGAUAUUCGGAAGGCGAAUGGUCAAAGACACCUUGGCUUCCCCGUUUGAGAGCGGCCUCGUCUGAGCUUCAUGCCAAAGUCUCCUCAGUUGCUCGUUUGAGCAAAAGCAUGCUGAAGUUCCUUCCUGCUCCGCACUUGCUCCAGGCAUGUCACCUGGUGAACUUGUGGAUGGUGGGGCGCCAUGAAGAGCCACCCACGACGGUCUCCACGGUCGUCCCUACCGUCCUGCAUCGCUUUCUCCUGGCAGAAGACACGUGGCCCUUUGAGACCGAGGCGAAGAACGAAGUCGAAGGACGUGCCGGAAGCGACGGACGUCUCCUUGCGACGGAGAGCGCAAGGGAUGGAGGGACGUCUCCAUGUUCGGAGGGUCUCGUGAAGGACGUCUCGUCCACAGAUCCCUCAGGCAGUCCGUCAGGCCACGGCAAAAUGAAUUUUGAAGAUUUGUCAAAUCCUUUGUUGUCUUUGUAUGAUGAGAAGAUGAGCUUGUGGGGUUCUUGGCUGUGUGCACAAUGGCUGCACUGUGAAGCUGUCCAGCUGGAAGACUGGAGUUCUAUGGGAGAAGAGCAAGUGAAAAUUCGAAAUGAAUACAGUUGGAGUGUUCCAACAGAGGAAGCUUUGAGACUUUUGGCUUUGCACCAGCCCCUUGUGGAGCUGGGUGCGGGUGCUGGCUAUUGGGCCUCUUUGCUGAAGCAACUGCCAGUGGACAUUCUGGCCUUUGACGAGAAACACUUUCGAUCUUCAUUCAACGAACGUGCCAACAUUUCUCAAGGCCAAGAAAUCAGCUUCAAGUACUUUUGUGAAGUUCUUCCAGGAGGUCCUGAGAUGAUCAGCCAAUACCCAGACCGUACUCUUGUGCUGAUGUGGCCUGAUUAUAUGGGCUAUGGAACAUAUGGCCUCGAUUGUUUGCACCACUACAAGGGUGACAAGCUGAUUUUGAUUGGAGAAUGGAGGACUAGUACCCUGGGUCAGUAUACCAGUGGCAUUUCCAAUCAUGGGCAGUCAUUCUCACUGGACUUUCAAUUGAAAGUCGAGGAAGAUUUUCAGCUAGUUGAGGCCUUGAAUCUUCCGACUUGGCCACUGUUUCUGGACCGGCUGCAUCUUUUUGUCAAAAACGAAAGACCUUGA